This is a messenger RNA of Marmota flaviventris (yellow-bellied marmot), 2129 nucleotides long. It is a transcript of the gene Hrc, whose product is annotated as histidine rich calcium binding protein. Lineage: Eukaryota; Metazoa; Chordata; Mammalia; Rodentia; Sciuridae. The record is from RefSeq and is a predicted model, not a curated record. Gene Ontology annotation, molecular function: calcium ion binding.
AUGGGCCACCCUGGGCCAUGGCUGCACACUUCUCUCCUCUGCGCCACAGUGGUCAGCCUGCUCCUCCCUCCUGCCAUGACCCAGCAGCUGAGAGGGGCUGGGCUGGGCCCCAGCAACUGGAACAACAAUGCAAACGUCGCAGGGCCCUCAGAGGACACAUCGGCCGAGGUUAGCCACCAGAUCUACAGCCACGGAGGCCACCGAGAUGAGAGUGAGGAUGUUUCCACAGAAAAUGGACGUCAUUCCCACAGUCAUAGUGACCAGAGAGGGGAGGAUAAAGAUAUCUCCAGGGAUUAUGGCCACCAGCACGGAGCCCACAGGUACCAAGGCCAAGAGCUUGCAGAUGGGCAUGUCUCAGAGGAGGUCUUCACAGAGCAUGCUGAGCAAGCCCACGGGCACAGAGGCCAUGACGAGGAAGACGAAGGGGACUCAGCCGAGCAUGAGAACCACUUCCCCAGCCACAGGAGCCACAGCGAUGAAGAUGAAGAUGAGGAUGAGGAUGACAUUGUAUCCAGUGAGCAUCACCAUCACAGCCCCAGGCAUGUGCACAGGGGUCCUCGAGAGGGAGACGAUGAUGAAGGAGAAGAGGAAGAAGAGGAGGAAGGGGAGGAGGAAGUCUCCUCUGAGUAUAGGUACCAGGGCCACAGGCAUCAAGGCCAUGGCAGUGAGGAGGAGGAGGACAUCUCAGAUGAAUACCACCAUCAUGUCCCUGACCAUGGGCACCAAGGCAACAAAGAAGAAGAAGAAGAAGAAGAUGAUGAUGAUGAUGAUGAAGAUGAUGUCUCUGCUGAGUAUGGACACCAGACCCACAGGCACCGAGGCCACGGGAAUGAAGAGGAGGAGGACAUUUCAGAUGAACACCACCCUCAUGUCCCCAGCCAUGGACAUGGAGAUCAUGAAGAAGAUGAUGAUGUUUCUAUUGAGUAUGGACACCAGACCCACAGGCACCGAAGCCACGGGAAUGAAGAAGAGGACGUCUCAGAUGGACACCACCAUCAUGUCACUGACCACGGCUACCAAGGCCACAGAGACAAGGAAGAUGAAGAUGAGGAUGUGUCCACUGAGCAUUGGCACCAGUUUCCUAGACAUGGCCACCAUGGCCUUGGGGACAAGAAUGAGGAAGAGGAAGAGGAGGAGGAGUUCAUAGACAAGCUCAGCCAACAUGUUGCGAGGCACCAACCCCAAGGCCACAAGAGCGAUGAGGAGGAGGACUUCCCAGAGGAGUAUAAAACAGACGUCCCUGUCCAUCACCACCCUGGCAUCUCAAAGGAGGAAGAGGAGGACAUCUCUGCCGAGCUUGGUCACCAGGCCCCCAGCCACAGGGAACAAGACCACCAAGAUGAAGGGACUGAUCAUGGUCACAGAGGAUCCAUUCAAGAGGAGAUUAGUCAUCACUCCCUAGAGCACAUGCAGGUUGGGAGGGAGAGUGACUCGGGAGAGGAAGAGGAUGACCGCUCCCCUGAGGGAGAUGAUGAAGGCUCUGAGCAGGGAGUGGAAGAAGCCCAACACCACCACCUGGCCCAGGAAGACCAGCAGGAUGAAGAGGAAGGUCAUGGCCUCAGCCUGAGCCAGGAGGAAGAAGAGGAGGAAGAUGAGGAGGAGCAAGAAGACAGGAGGGAAGAGAGGGCUGAAUUUCUGGUCCCACCGAGCCAAGAUCACAGAAAAGAGGAAGAGGAGGAGGAAGGCUUAGAGGAAGAUGAGCUCCCCUUCACCAUCAUCCCUAACCCCCUGGCCAGUAGGGAGGUGGCUGGGGAUGGCUCUAGUGAGGAGGAGAGUGGUGAAGACACAGGUCUGCAGGACACCCAGGAAUAUGGGAAUUAUCAACCAGGGUCCCUGUGUAGCUACUGCACCUUCUGUAAUCGAUGCACUGAAUGUGAGAACUGUCACUGUGACAGUGAGGAGAACAUGGGAGAACACUGCGACCAGUGCCAGCACUGCCAGUUCUGCUAUCUCUGCCCUCUAGUCUGCGAAACUCUGUGCACUCCAGGAAGCUACGUCGACUACUUCUCCUCCUCCCUGUAUCAAGCCCUGGCAGACAUGCUGGAAACUCCGGAACGCUGACCUGGUCGCGCGGCUGCAUCGCAUAUGGACCUCCCCCUGCCCUCCACCCCCUAACCACGAGCCAUAUU